GUCUCAUUCUAAAGGUUCCCCAGAGUCAAGAAAGCUGAGCUGUUUCAGAGCGCAGGGAACUUUCCGCAAGCUCUCUCGGCUUGGUCCCGCGCGCCCAGCCCUGGCUUGCGGCGCGUGUGAGGACUGCUCCUAGGCCACCGAUUGGAAGGGAGUCGGUCUGAAUUAGGGAAAGGAGCCAGCUGCCCCCAUCACAUCAGCAGGCUGUUCCCCGCUGUACCCCUCGACCCUGAGGGCGGUGCUGACUGCUCUUGCUUGUCAAGCAGAGGCUGGGGCUCGGACGGUAACGUCAGUUGGUGUGGUGUUGGCUGGUGGGACAGGGACAGAUCUGCAUUCAAAGCAAGUUUCCGCUACCGCCAGAGCCCUUAUUCUUCUUACGGUUUUCAAGCUUUGGGUGCCAGGGUGGCAGGAACUCUACAAACUGAACCUCGGAGAUGAGGGCUUCCUUCGCACAUCUCGCUCGGCUGGAGAGUUGGAUUUGAUCGUUUCAUUAACGCUUUGGGGCAGCUGACAGGCUCUUCGUGUCCCUACCUGAUAAAUGAUAUAGGUUGUUGUUGAUGAGACAGGCUGUCAAUAUUUAACUCAGGCUUCCUGAAUGCUGAGAUUACAGGUUACCAUCCAUGGUUUGAAUCAGGAAUGAAAUCUUCUGAAAUCUCAGAACAGAAAGCCUUUUGUUCAAUAUGGACGACCAAAGACGGCGAGCCCGAGUACAGGGAGCCUGGGCGGCUCAGCCAGCUACUACUGGUAGGGGUCAUCUUCCCCAGACACCGGGGCAGGCCUGGCGGAGGAAGCAGCUGCCUGACAGAGAGUUUGUGUUCAAAGAGCCUCAGCUGGUUGUGCGUACAGUCCCAGAGCCCAGAGUGAUUGACAGGGAAGGAGUGCAUGAAAUCAGCCUGUCACCCACAGGUGUGUCGAGGGUGUGUUUAUAUCCUGGCUUUGUGGACUUGAAGGAAGCUGACUGGAUAUUGGAGCGCCUUUGUCAGGAUGUCCCCUGGAAACAGAGGAUGGGCAUCAAAGAGGAUAUAACUUAUCCGCAACCAAGACUUACAGCAUGGUAUGGAGAGCUUCCUUACACUUACUCAAGAAUCACUAUGGAGCCAAAUCCUCACUGGCAUCCUGUGCUGUGCACUCUGAAGAGCCGCAUUGAGGAGAACACUGGGCACACCUUUAACUCUUUGCUGUGCAAUCUUUACCGGAACGAGAAGGACAGUGUGGACUGGCACAGUGAUGAUGAACCCUCGCUGGGGAGCUGCCCAGUCAUCGCGUCACUUAGUUUUGGUGCCACUCGGACUUUUGAGAUGAGGAAGAAACCCCCACCUGAAGAGAAUGGAGACUAUACAUACGUGGAAAGAGUGAAGAUACCACUGGAUCACGGGACCUUGCUAAUCAUGGAAGGAGCCACACAAGCUGACUGGCAGCACCGCGUGCCCAAAGAAUACCACUCCAGAGAACCGAGAGUAAACCUAACCUUCCGGACCAUUUAUCCAGACCCCAGAGGAACACCUGGAGAUGGGACAUGUCCACAAAGUUGCCACUGAGGUGGGGGCUGUGCACCUAGCAGCCCCUCCCCCACUCUUGGAAGCACUUUGAGAAGCUUCUCCAUGCACUCUGGUGAUGUGGCUGUUUGGAAAUUGUGGAGUUUGCUUCCCAGGUCCUCCUCCUUUGGAUGGGAGCCAUGUUGCCAGCAUGUCUACGAAGGGAACGGUUGCUCUGAGACAAAUCUCUAAAUCAAGGGCUACCAUUAGGCAAAUUAAACACUGCUAUAACUGUGCUCACA
This is a messenger RNA of Myodes glareolus (Bank vole), 1774 nucleotides long. The record is from RefSeq and is a predicted model, not a curated record. Lineage: Eukaryota; Metazoa; Chordata; Mammalia; Rodentia; Cricetidae.